Symbiodinium necroappetens is the source of this 831-nucleotide messenger RNA. Lineage: Eukaryota; Dinophyceae; Suessiales; Symbiodiniaceae. The record is from the annotation of a GenBank genome assembly.
AUGAGUUCGUCAAAUUCUGCUGGUGCCCCUGUAACAUCGCCGUUGGGUUCCUUGGUUGCGGAAAAUGAAUUGGUUCAUUUCCUGAAGCUUGCACGGCCGGAAUGGUCGAAGCCACGACGCAGAGGACGUAGCGACAUCGUCCGUGUGCUAGCGAAGCUGAAGGCUGUUGGUGUCAAUGAUAUCGACACAUUGAUAAGGAAAGUGGAGAAGAACACCAUUAACGAGGAGUUGUACAAUAAAGGCCUCAUGCCCUUGAGUAGGGCAGCGCUGGAUUCCAUCCGGAAGCAGAAGACGUUCAUGCAGGCGCUUGAGUCUGUUGACGUUCCGAACAUCCGACAGGUUGGUGUUUUCGACCCUGUGGCGCAAAUGCUGUCUCGGAAGCCUUUGCCAAGUGCCUCUAGCACUUUGCGUGGACGAUCUUCGCCUUCCAAGAGAAGUGAAGAAGGGAGGAAGGCUUUACGGCAAAGCUUGCCGGCCAACACGAUUGGAGGGAUGACCGCCCCGCAAGCUGAUGAUGACAUCUCGCCGUUCAUCCCGGAUCUGCUGCCACCGGGAAAGCCGUGUCUGUUCCCACGGCUUCGAGGAUGUGCUGCUAAUAGGCCUCGUAGGCUGUCGCCGAUGCAAGCUCCUGCUUCUGCAGAUGGUUUUGCUGGUCUGUCGCUGGCCGAAGGCCGAUCGAGAUCUUUCUCCAUGACCGAUGCUGCGCUGGGACCUGCAGGUUUCAGUUCGCCGCAAAGCAAGGUGACUUGGUCUGUCACAUUGCCAGCAGGGCAGCUGCAGCCUCAGGGAGCCUUUCUAUUUGGAUUUCAGUAUACUCCUGCACUUGUCUGA